Messenger RNA from Pelobates fuscus (common spadefoot toad), 785 nucleotides. RefSeq names its product GrpE like 1, mitochondrial (gene GRPEL1). The coding region runs from base 93 to 749 and encodes 218 amino acids. The record is from RefSeq and is a predicted model, not a curated record. Gene Ontology annotation, cellular component: PAM complex, Tim23 associated import motor. Lineage: Eukaryota; Metazoa; Chordata; Amphibia; Anura; Pelobatidae. Gene Ontology annotation, biological process: protein folding; protein import into mitochondrial matrix. Gene Ontology annotation, molecular function: adenyl-nucleotide exchange factor activity; protein homodimerization activity; protein-folding chaperone binding. The transcript is spliced from 4 exons.
UUGCUCCUGAUUGGUUGUUGAGAGCCGAACGAGGUUAGGUUGUACGCCGGGCUGCCCUCUGCGUGUAGUGUGUGUGGAGUCAAGAAGCAGACAUGGCAGCCAGGGGCCUGAGACUUGUAGGACAAAGCUUUGGGACUUUACUGCGGGCAAAGAGGACCCCAGUCCGAACAUGUGGACAGUUAAUGUGCACGGCAACCCAGCAGCAAAAUACCCCUGCCCAGAACAGUGAAGAGGAGAAAAAUAAAAACCAAAAUGAGCAGAGCCCUGAUGCAUAUGCUGCAGAAAAGGCCCAACUCGAAGACAAACUCAAAGACAUGACUGAUAAAUACAAGCGAGCUCUUGCCGAUACAGAAAAUUUGAGGCAGAGAAGUCAGAAACUUGUUGAAGACGCAAAACUGUAUGGUAUUCAGGCAUUCUGCAAAGACCUUCUUGAAGUCGCUGACGUCCUGGAAAAGGCAACGGAGAGUGUCCCUAAAGAAGAGAUAAAAGAUGAAAAUCCUCACCUAAAGAACCUAUAUGAAGGGCUUGUUAUGACUGAAGUACAGAUGCAGAAAGUGUUUAAAAAGCAUGGAGUGACCAAGCUAAAUCCUGUGAAUGCCAAGUUUGAUCCAUAUGAACAUGAGGCCUUGUUUCAUGCUCCCAUGGAAGGAAAGGAGCCUGGAACUGUAGCAUUAGUCACUAAAGUGGGGUACAAACUCCAUGAGCGUACAUUGAGGCCUGCCUUAGUUGGUGUUGUCAAAGGAGCAUAGCUAUAGUGUGUACGUAUAGGAGUUUUUUUUGUUUUU